AUGGCGAAUGCAGGCGAGAAUACGAUGACGGAAGGAUCGGGUAUAAGAUUAGCGGAGCGCAGGGGGAGUGGCAGUACGGCGGGUGGCGCGGAGAGUAGCAGAGGCGCUGCUAACGGGCUUAUCGAUGGCCAUGCGAAGGCUUCGAGCCAAGUCCAAGGCGACGACGUUACCGUCCCGCGAACAGUUGUUGGCGACAGCAGCGGUAACGGUAAGGGUAACGGUAACGGUAACAGCAAUGCCAGCGUUGAUACCGCAAGCACCAGCACCGGCGAUAGUGGUAUCAAGGGCAAGCCGCGGGAUCACGGCGGAAGGCAAUCGGGCGCAGGCCCCGCCUUCCGCCCAAACCAGCAAAUCCCCAUGCCCACGCUCAACCGCGCCCGCUUCGGCCUCCCCGCCAUCUGCCUCGAUCUCGCCGUUCUCCCCAGCGGCUCCGCCGGCAGCCCUAGCAGCGGCAGCAAGGCGGCGCAUGCGCGCGCGGGCGCGGACGGGCGGUUUGCGCGGAGCGCGAGCAGCGGAAUCAGCGCGGAGGAGGAGACGGGGGAGAUCGUGGGGACGGAGGAGGAGCCGAUGGACGUGCGCGCGCGCAAGCAGAAAUUUCUCUUCUUCGAGAAGGAGUGCUCGCAGAUCAUGGCGCACGUGUUCGUGGGUAGCGACGCCGUGGCGCGCGACAGGGAGAUCCUGCGCAAGUCGGGCAUCACGCACGUGCUCAACUGCGUGGGGUUCGUGUGCCCCGAGUACUUCCCCGGCGACAUCACCUACAAGACGCUCUGGCUACAGGACAACACGUCGGAGGACAUAGCGUGCGUGCUGUACGACGUGUUCGACUUCAUCGAGGUGGUGCGCCAGGAGGCGGGCCGCGUCUUCGUGCACUGCUGCCAGGGCGUCUCGCGCUCCACCUCGCUCGUCAUCGCCUACCUCAUGUGGACCGAGAAGCCGAGGGGCUUCGAGGACGCGUUCCGGUUCGUGAAGGCGAUCCGCGGCGUGGCGAGUCCCAACAUGGGCUUCGCGUGCCAGCUGCUGCAGUGGCAGGAGCGCGUGCUCCCGCCCUCCGCGCUCCCCCCCGCGCACCAGCCACUGCUAGACGGCGACGACGCGCACAGCAGCGGGCAGGACGGGGAGGACGGGGAGGACAGUCAGGCAGCGAGGGAAGAGCAGGAGAGGGAGAGGGAAAGGCAGAGGGAGAGGGAGCGGGAGCGGGAGAGCGUGGUGCGCGUGUACCGCAUGGCACCGCACUCGCCGUACGAUGCGGUGCAUCUGGUGCCCAAGGCCGUGCUGGAAGUGGGGCCGCGCUGCCUCGACCCGCGAGGAGCCUUUGUCAUCCAGGUGGGGCGCACAGUGUACACGUGGAAAGGCACUCAGUGCCACGCGCUCAUGGCGGAGCAGGCGGAGCGGGCAGCGCGCCAGCUCGUCACAUACGAGGGCCUCUCCCCCUACUCCCCCUCCCCCGUGCUGCAAGGCGCGGAGCCCGCGCCCCUGCUCUCCGCGCUCCACUCCCACGCCUCCCGCGCGGGCAGGCGGGCGGAGCAGCAGAGCGAGUACGACUACGACUACGAGUGCUUCCUCCGGGCGCUAGACGGCGGUACACCCAAGCCCAUUGCAGGCCUCGCCUCCCCCAACGCCAAGGUGCUCCCGCACCACGGCAGAGGGUGGCUGGGGGCCACGCUCGAUGACUGCUGGGGCGCACUCGCUGCUGGGGGAGGGGGAGGGGUUGGGGAGGGUGAGAGUGGGGGCGGCGGGGAUGGCAGUGAGGGUUCCGCCGUUCGUCUGCACAGCCGGUCGUUUUCCGUUGGGCACGCCACUCUUCCUUCGCUGUUCCCUGUUCCGCCUUCCUCCGCCUCAACCUCUGCCGCAUCCGCCUCAUCUAAGCCUGCUAAGCCAGGUGCGUUGUCCCUGGGCGCAGCAGACUCAGCGGGGGGAGGAGGCAGUGCCACCAACAAGCCCCUGUUCGCGCCUGUGCUGCGCAAGCCUCUGCCGUCGCUACCGUCGCCGUCGUCCUUCUCCCCGCGCUCCCUGGGCUUCUUCCCGCCCUCGGGCGUGGGCGCGUACGGCGCAGCGCUGCAGAAGCUGCAGAUGUCCACAGGAGGGGGGCUCGCAGGCUUGCAAGGCACGAGCGGUGGGGACGGGGAGGCGGGCGGACAGGUGGGCGCGGAAGAGAGAGGCGUGGGGGAAGCGGAGCUGCACGGAUCUGCGCUGGGCGGAUCCCCGCUGAAUGACAUGGGUAUGGUCGCAGUGCCGGGGGCGGGGGCGGGGGCGGGGGCGGGGGCGGGGGUGGGGGUGGAGGAAGAGGAGGAGAGUUCAGGGAGCGGGGAAGGUGGUGUUGGGAGGGUGUCAAGGGGGGGAGGGGACGCGGGCAGCUGGAUGCUGUCUCCACGUGGGCCUAGGAACACACCCAGCAAGCCAUGGGAGGCGGAGGAAGCAGGGCAGGGAGCAGCAGUGCAGGAGGAGCGGAGAGAGAGGGAGGCACGGACACGAGGGGCCCGAGGAGAGGGGUCAGGGUCAGGGAGUAGGGAGCGAUCAGGUGCAGCUUCUGCUCGCCCGCUCCCUCCCAAGCCUUCGCUUCCCUCUGGCAUGGCCCCAGCAGGGAACGCAGGUCCUUCCGCUGCCUCCUCCUCCUCUGGCGCUUCCCGCGCCACCCUCCCCCCCAAAGGCCGCUCCGCGUCCCCUCUGCGCCCCCCCCGCCCCCAGCAAACCUCUGGCGCUGCUGCUGCUGUGCCCAGAGGAGGGGGUAGAGGGGUUGGUGUGGGUGGGAUGGCUGAUGGGUUCAUGGAUGGCGGAGGGGGAGGGGAGGAAGAGGAUGAAGAGGACGGGAGUGGAGAUGGGGGGGGACGGGAUAUGUAUGGAGCGCUGCUGACUCCUAGAAGGAAACCUCCUGUGUCGGCCUUUGGAAGGGAGAGGGGGGCGCGGAAGGGGAGAGAUGGCGGGGAGGGAAGUGGGAGGAGAGGGCGAGGGGGCUCGGAUGAGGAUAAGUGGGGAGGUGAUGGGGGGGAGAAGGGGGUUGGGGGCGGGAGUUUUGGUGGGGAGGAUGGUGGGUUUGGUGUGCCUGGGAUGGAAGAUGAAGGGGAGAGUGGGGGGAUGGGGAGUGAUGAUGAGAGUGGAGGUGGAAUGGCUUUCAGUCUGCCCACACCUAGGAGGGGUGGGCCACAGAUAAAGAAGAUUUUCUAA
Molecule: messenger RNA, 3162 nt
Organism: Closterium sp. Yama58-4
Lineage: Eukaryota; Viridiplantae; Streptophyta; Zygnematophyceae; Desmidiales; Closteriaceae
Source: the annotation of a GenBank genome assembly